AUGAUGUCUACAAUGACCCGACCCGAAGACACGGUCCGUGGCCCCCGGUCAUACCCAGACCCGGCCGAGGAAGAUGAAAAUGAGAAAGGACUACAUGACUCCCUGGUACCACCGCCGCUGUCCUACAAUGAAGGUUUUCCACGACUUGAAGGAGAUGGAUCAAGGCCAGGCACAGCCAUGGGUGACGCGCCUGGUAGUUCUGAGAAAUCAUCUGGCCCGAAACCGUUGACACAUGAGGACACUAUUGAGUUGGCAAAAAAGGCAGUGGAAAGUGGGAUCCAGGAUACAAAACGGUCGCUGGCAGGAAGCGAAGCUGUCACUGAUGUUGUGAAGCCCAAGUUGACUAUUGAUCUGGGCCAUUCACAUAUUGUGCGGAUACCAGAGCCUGUAGUGGAUAUAAUCAAAGACGAGGUGGAAAGACUUUCUCUUUCCAACAACCAUCUGUUUCACAUUCCUUAUCGCUUCGCCGAAUGUUGUCAUCUUCGGUACCUCAACAUCAGAGCUAAUAACUUCCGUGAAUUUCCCAAAGGAGUUUACAAAUUACCAUUGCUAGAGAUUCUUGAUCUUAGUCGAAACAAAAUCGGCUUGUUACCUGACGAGAUUGGCAAAUUGAAAUCAUUACGAGUGCUUUCGGUCAUGCAGAACCGGCUUGACGACCUGCCAGCGGGUUUGUCAGAUAUGAAUAAGCUGCAGGUUCUCAAAGUUGCAGGAAACCCUCUACGCUCCCCGCUUCGACGCGUCCUGGAGGGAUUGGAAGCGGAAAUGGCCCCAUCAGCAAUGUCCGAUAACGAGAAAGAGGUUGCCAUAACCGCAGAGCUAAAAAGGUUCCUCAAAACCCGACAGUCAGCGAGUACUCCGGAGCCAGAGCUUGGUGCAGAUGCAGGCGAGAGCUUAUCAUUUGAAACACCAAGGCCGGCCCCAGUCAAACGUAAACUAAGCAGCCGAUUUCCUGUUAUUCCAAGCACUGGUGAUGGCUCAGCAUCAUCUUCCCGAUCUCCAUCCAUCUCCCGGGGGCCAGGACUGCCGGGUAAAACUCAUUAUCGCAUGGCAUCGGGCCAACAAAGUGGCACAUACCAUAUGGAGAGUCUCCGAAGACCUGGCGUGACGCCCCACGCUGUUAGUGAGCGCAUACGAAGUAACAGUGAAGGUAUCAUUCAGGCAUCCUUCGCAGCUCGCAGCAAGCGCAUGGGGGUUAUCACUCGCAAGAACACGGACUUGGGGACCUUGGAUGAGACACGGCCUUACCGAAACAGCCAUUUGCGAGGUCUCAGCCAUGGCUCUGUCCUUCGAACACGCCCGGCAGGACCGACCACUGCAAGUGAUAGUAGCUCCUCGAGCCCUAGCAGCCCUGGAGACCAUCGACGCCCGCGAGAUGGCUGGGUUAACCGCAUGUCGAGUCUUCCCGAGCACAAGGCAGAAAGAGCGUCGACCGAGCCAGUUAUCGAGAGCGCCAAGGGAAUCUUGUUCUCUCUUUUCCAAGUGCAUUCCCACAUAUCUACACUGAUCAACGUCAUCCAGCGCGAUGACACGCGACGUCACAGCCUAGAACUUGUGUUCUAUAAUGCUUCAAGUCAUGUUGAACGACUCAACGAAGCUCUUGAGAAUGCAGAGAAAUCUCCUACUGAUGAGUCAGAUUCGGCUCGGGUACUUAAUGACAGCGUGAAGCGAGAGUGUGAAACAUGCAUCAUGGCAUACACACAUGUGGGCACGCAGCUUCGAAAUAGUGCUGCCAAAAUUGUCUCCAAUGGUGACUCACGAUACGUGCGUUCACUAAUGUUGAUGAUGUUUGGUGGGCUGGUGGAGUUGCGAAAUGCCUGCGCCAGCCUCCAUGUUUCGCUCCGCCCGAUUCAAAAACGGCGGACUUCGGCGCCCAAGCCAAUCAUCCCUGAAGUAAGCAAAGGGCCUCUGGCUUCAGACCGGCCAUUGCGUCCUUUGGUCACUCCCCCGCGAGAUACCGCAGCACCUACACGACGAUUACGCAGCGAUACCACCAUCCGACACCCUCAAGUUCCUGUUCCACUCAUGAACCAGACAGCAGCUACUGGCUCACCUGGUUUUGCAACACCGGCCUUCAAUUACGCGCGCAGUAGAUCUAGCAGCAGGACAAACUUGAUAAAUACUUCCAUGCCUACAUCAUUGGCUACGCCUCGCUCUGGAGAGUCAUUCCCUCCCAUGCCUAUGGGCAAUGGCCCUCGAAUAAACCCACUAACUGGAUUGGAUGAGAUCGAGGAAGAACGGCUCUUUGAGAAGAUAUUCUAUCAGCUUACCUCCGCAUACAGUGCGGCACUUCAAGCACUCCCAUUGGCGCGACGGCAGUUAUCCCGAUGCCUUGAAGUGGCCGAACAAUCCCGAGAGGCCGAGGGGAUUCAAAUGCUUUGGAGUAACCUUAUCCGCCGGUGCCGAAGCUGUUUCGAGGUAUCUGAAGCGCUGGGCAUGCGCCUUUCCACCAUGAAAGUCAAAGAGCCAAAUGGCGGACUACGGAACCAGCGCGAGUUCUGGCAGCUGUGCAAGAGUUUCAUGCAGUCGUUCGUGGACCUUAUAACAGACAUGCGAGAGGUGCGCAGCAUGAACCUUCUCCCCCAGGAUAUCAUCAUCGUCCUACGACCAGUCCAAAAGGCUAGCCGGGAAGCCGGUCGUCUGAUCGAAGCAUCUCCCUGGUCCUUCCUCGCAGACCCAGCGACCAACGCGCCAAAUAACCUCUACGGCCCGCCGUUGCAACCCCCACACGCCCAACAUCAAACCUCCGUCUCGACCUCUGCUCUCGCCUCCCACUCCCAUUACCCGGCCACGGGCAUGUCCCCUCAUUCCGUCACUGUUCCUUCCACCCCCCUCAGUGCAGCCCUCGGUCCCGCAGCACAAGCUACUGUCCCUUCUACCCCGGCUAGUGCAUACAGCGACAAGUUCUUCGAAGGCGAUGUCUUCCAACGUGCUGACUCGCUCCUUUCGAUGCAAAACCAAGGUCCAUAUUAUGCUCGUCGUUAG
Penicillium longicatenatum is the source of this 2982-nucleotide messenger RNA. RefSeq lists its product as uncharacterized. The transcript is spliced from 4 exons. NCBI's taxonomy places the organism in Eukaryota, Fungi, Ascomycota, Eurotiomycetes, Eurotiales, Aspergillaceae. Gene Ontology annotation, molecular function: protein binding. Bases 1 to 2982 code for a protein of 993 amino acids. The record is from RefSeq and is a predicted model, not a curated record.